UUUUUUCCUACAACUGCACUGGGACUGCUUCCAAAUCUGGGCUCCACAAACGUGGAUUUGCAGAACAAAAUUCGACCACACCUGAAGUUAAUGUAUGGAGCAUGUGGGGAGUGCAAACUUUUGAGAACAACACAAGCUUUUGUUAAACACCCAGAUGGUUCGCCAAUCACACAUGUAUGUUUAACAUUCCAUUUUGAUGUACAAGAUGUAUUGUCAAUGUUGCAGAACAAAUACAAAACCUUGCAGCUAGCACUAGUACCAGGCACUUUAAGCUUGACAAGAAUUCCUAAAAUAGACACUCAAGUGUCAGGUGUCUGUGUGUGA
This is a messenger RNA of Vittaforma corneae ATCC 50505, 324 nucleotides long. RefSeq lists its product as uncharacterized. The annotation marks the transcript as partial. The record is from RefSeq and is a predicted model, not a curated record. NCBI's taxonomy places the organism in Eukaryota, Fungi, Microsporidia, Nosematidae. The transcript has a single exon.